GCUGGGCAAACCACGUGACGGGCAGCCGUUGUUGUGAAGUGAAGAAAGACGCUGUUGAAAGUUUACUACACUGAUCUCCGUGGUUUACUGUUUAAAAAGUAGAUAGAUAGAUUACUUAACAGUUUUAUUACUAACGUAUUCGUAUUGCACGAUUUAGUGUAAAAUAUUAAAAUAACGUAAUGUGAGGAAAUGGCCGUUCACGAGCUAUUUUGUGUUAAGAUGUUUUUAAACUGUUGUGAGAUCUAAAAUGUGAAUUUCAUUUCUAAUAACGGAAGUUCACAGUUAAACCACUGCAAUUAAUAAAUUAGUAGCGUAAGUGAUACCAGGGACGCACUUGGAUGCAUCAGGAACCGAAGAAUGCCGCUGCUCUUCCAGGAUUGAUCGCUACAGACGGCAGAGGGAGCCCUUAGAGCUGGAGCUGAAAUUUCCGGACAACCACUGCAGCUGGAACCAAGAUGCACGUCACCCAACCCUACCUCACAACCCCGUCAUGCACCACGUCUGGACCCGCACGUCCCCCAACCCUACCUCACAACCCCGACCUGCACGUCACCCAACCCUACCUCACAACCCCGUCAUGCACCACGUCUGGACCCGCACAUCACCCAACCCACCUGACCACCCCGACCCGCACGUCACCCAACCCUACCUCACAACCCCGUCAUGCACCACGUCUGGACCCGCACGUCACCCAACCCUACCUCACCACCCCGACCCGCACGUCACCCAACCCUACCUCACCACCCCGUCACGCACGUCACCCAACCCACCUCACCACCCCGACCCGCACGUCACCCAACCCUACCUCACCACCCCGACCCGCACGUCACCCAACCCUACCUCACAACCCCGUCAUGCACCACGUCUGGACCCGCACGUCACCCAACCCUACCGCACCACCCCGACCCGCACGUCACCCAACCCUACCUCACCACCCCGUCACGCACGUCACCCAACCCACCUCACCACCCCGACCCGCACGUCACCCAACCCUACCUCACCACCCCGUCACGCACGUCUGGACCCGCACGUCACCCAACCCUACCUCACCACCCCGACCCGCACCACAUCUGGACCUGCACAUCACCCAACCCUACCUCAGCACCCCGACCCGCACGUCACCCAACCCUACCUCACCACCCCGACCCGCACGUCACCCAACCCUACCUCACCACCCCGUCACGCACGUCUGGACCCGCACGUCACCCAACCCUACCUCACCACCCCGUCACGCACGUCUGGACUCGCACGUCACCCAACCCUACCUCAGCACCCCGACCCGCACGUCUGGACCCGCACGUCACCCAACCCUACCUCACCACCCCGUCACGCACGUCUGGACCCGCACGUCACCCAACCCUACCUCACCACCCCGUCACGCACGUCUGGACCCGCACGUCACCCAACCCUACCUCACCACCCCGUCACGCACGUCUGGACCUGCACAUCACCCAACCCUACCUCGUCACCCCGACCCUGACCACGUCUGGACCUGCACAUCACCCAACCCUACCUCGCCACCCCGACCCUGACCACGUCUGGACCUGCACAUCGCCCAACCCUACCUCACCAACCCGUUACGCACGUCUGGAACCACACAUCACCGAACCCUACUCACCCCCCCCGACUCGCACGUCACCCAACCCUACCUCACCACCCCGUCACGCACGUCUGGACCCGCACGUCACCCAACCUUACCUCACCCCCCCGACCCGCACCACAUCUGGACCUGCACAUCACCCAACCCACCUCACCACCCCGACCCGCACGUCACCCAACCCUACCUCACCACCCCGACCCGCACCAUGUCUGGACCCGCACGUCAACCAACCCUACCUCGCCACCACGUCUGGACCUGCACAUCACCCAACCCACCUCACCACCCCGACCCGCACGUCACCCAACCCUACCUCACCACCCCGACCCGCACCAUGUCUGGACCCGCACGUCACCCAACCCUACCUCACCACCCCGAACCACACGUCACCCAACCCUACCUCACCACCCCGACCCGCACCAUGUCUGGACCCGCACGUCACCCAACCCUACCUCGCCACCCCGACCCGCACCACAUCUGGACCUGCACAUCACCCAACCCACCUCACCACCCCGACCCGCACGUCACCCAACCCUACCUCACCACCCCGACCCGCACCAUGUCUGGACCCGCACGUCACCCAACCCUACCUCACCACCCCGAACCACACGUCACCCAACCCUACCUCACCACCCGACCCGCACCAUGUCUGGACCCGCACGUCACCCAACCCUACCUCAGCACCCCGAAACACACGUCACCCAACCCUACCUCACCACCCCGACCCGCACGUCACCCAACCCUACCUCACCACCCCGUCACGCACGUCUGGACCCGCACGUCACCCAACCCUACCUCGCCACCCCGACCCUGACCACGUCUGGACCUGCACAUCACCCAACCCUACCUCGCCACCCCGUCACGCACCACGUCUGGACCUGCACACCACCCAACCCUACCUCACCACCCCGACCCGCACCAUGUCUGGACCCGCACGUCACCCAACCCUACCUCAGCACCCCGAAACACACGUCACCCAACCCUACCUCACCACCCCGACCCGCACGUCACCCAACCCUACCUCACCACCCCGUCACGCACGUCUGGACCCGCACGUCACCCAACCCUACCUCGCCACCCCGACCCUGACCACGUCUGGACCUGCACAUCACCCAACCCUACCUCGCCACCCCGUCACGCACCACGUCUGGACCUGCACACCACCCAACCCUACCUCACCACCCCGACCCGCACGUCACCCAACCCUACCUCACCACCCCGUCACGCACAUCUGGACCUGCACAUCACCCAACCCACCUCACCACCCCGACCCGCACGUCACCCAACCCUACCUCACCACCCCGUCACGCACGUCUGGACCCGCACGUCACCCAACCCUACCUCGCCACCCCGACCCUGACCACGUCUGGACCUGCACAUCACCCAACCCUACCUCGCCACCCCGACCCUGACCACGU
Messenger RNA from Acipenser ruthenus (sterlet), 3015 nucleotides. RefSeq names its product mucin-2-like. Bases 664 to 3009 code for a protein of 781 amino acids. The transcript has 2 exons. The record is from RefSeq and is a predicted model, not a curated record. NCBI's taxonomy places the organism in Eukaryota, Metazoa, Chordata, Actinopteri, Acipenseriformes, Acipenseridae.